AUGAUAGCUUCUUACAAUUAAUCAGAAUGGACAUAAUUCUUUAAGUAAAAUCCAUUAAUCUAUUUUAUUAGUAAAAAUAAAGAGGAUAAGAUGUAGCAAAACAUUACAGAUAUUAACAUUUGCUUUGAAGAUGUUAAUCCAUUAAAAAUUUAUUUUUCCAAUAUUAAUAAACACCCUAAGUUAAAAAUCAGUUAAGAUGGUUAAAUAGUAAUAGAUUCUUCAUUGGGUUCUAAAAAAUUCAUUGCAUGUGAUCCUGCAAUUCCAUCCUAAGGAAUUCAUUAAUUUACAUUUUUGAUAAAUUAAUUUGGAGCUGUUUAUAUUGGUAUUUGUAUACUAGAUAAAAUUAACAUUGAGAAAUAUUAUUUGGAUAUUUGGAGUAAAAUUAAUCAUGGGUAAAUAAUUUAGUUAAUAGAAUUAGAACUUAUUUGUUAUGUAAUGAUGGCUUUGUUUUUUCCAAUCAUUCUUAGUAAGAAAACAAAGUUGAAACUCAUUUAAAGUUUUAAUACAAUGAUAAAAUUACAGUAGAAGUUAAUCAAGAAGCAAAAACUAUUACUUGGAAAAAAUUAGGAACUAAUGAAAUUUUUGUAUUAAAUAUCUAAUGA
This is a messenger RNA of Paramecium pentaurelia, 602 nucleotides long. The record is from the annotation of a GenBank genome assembly. Lineage: Eukaryota; Ciliophora; Oligohymenophorea; Peniculida; Parameciidae.